This is a messenger RNA of Oreochromis niloticus (Nile tilapia), 3330 nucleotides long. RefSeq names its product 1-phosphatidylinositol 4,5-bisphosphate phosphodiesterase delta-1. The record is from RefSeq and is a predicted model, not a curated record. Bases 526 to 2775 code for a protein of 749 amino acids. Gene Ontology annotation, cellular component: plasma membrane. Gene Ontology annotation, biological process: lipid metabolic process; intracellular signal transduction. Gene Ontology annotation, molecular function: calcium ion binding; phosphatidylinositol-4,5-bisphosphate phospholipase C activity. The transcript is spliced from 15 exons. NCBI's taxonomy places the organism in Eukaryota, Metazoa, Chordata, Actinopteri, Cichliformes, Cichlidae.
CUUUUGGUGAGGAAUAGACUCUGAGGCUCAGGGAGUGGUAGCUUGAGUCUUGUGUACAUACAACAGAAUUAGAAAAGUAUGCGGGAUUGUUUCCCCCAUUUUUGGCUGCAGGUGCGCGGAAAACUUUCAGGUAAUAACGACGUAUGCUCUGCAUGCUGGCUACAAGGUUACGCUACCCAGUCCCAUCGAUCCAGGAUGGCAGAAGCUCACCUAAAGGUGUAACCUGCUGUGACAUCAGCACAGCGGCUUGAAUGGCAGGCUCGUCAAACCGGUGUUGAAGCCUGCGGGAGUCACUGACACCGUUCAGACUGCCAGGAGAAACCCACGCGUGUGCCCGCGUUCGCUCGCCUUGUACCCAAACUUGUCAGAAGCCUCCUUAUAAAAAACAAAAACAAACCAACAACAGCAACAAAAACAGGUUUGUGUCUUGUGCAUAUGGAAGAAAGAAGCGGCAACUUUUCACGAGAAGCUGCAUGAAGUGAGGGGAAGAUCGGGCUGCGUAAAGCGGAGUGAACUCAAGACGAGAUGGAAACGAACGGGAUCGAAAAUAAACUUAAAGGUUUGGAGGGUGAUCCCGACCUCCAGUUUCUCCUGAAGGGGGGAGACCUCCUGAAGGUCCUCUCCCCAAGCUGGAAGAAGACGCGUUACUUCAGGCUCCAGGAGGACUGCAAGACCAUGUGGCGCGAAUCCAAGAAGACCUUCAAGAAAAACGAUACCUUUUCGCUUGAUGACAUCUCGGCGGUGCAAAUGGGCCGUCAGUCGGAGGGCUUGAAGAAGAACACGGAGGAGCAGGUGGAGGACCGCUGCUUCUUCAUCAUUUUCAAGAGCCGCCGCAAGAACCUGGACCUCAUCGCCAGCUCGGAGGAGGAGGCAAAGCAGUGGGUUAAAAGCAUGCAGAAAGUGGUCUCCAACCUAAACAACCUGAGUCAAAAGCAGAAGACAGAGCACUGGAUCUUAAGCUGCUUGAGGAAAGCAGACAAGAACAAAGACGAUAACCUGAGCCCGUCAGAGGUCAAGAGUUUCCUGCAUCUGAUCAACAUCGAAGUGGAUGAUGAAUACAUGGAAAUGCUUUUCAAGAAAUGUGACAAGUCAAAGUCUGGAACCCUGACAGGAGAGGAGAUCAAACACUUUUAUGAUCUCUUGACCCAACGGGACGAAAUUGAUGUUAUCUAUGGGGAGUACGCCAAAACCACUGGCUUUAUGAGCGCUCAGAACCUGGUGGAUUUCCUGAUGAAAGAACAGAGGGAGAAAGCAACGCUGGCUGAUGCGCACAGAAUCAUCGAGAUGUAUGAGCCAGAUGAAAACGCCAAAGAGAAGAAGCUGCUGUCCAAAGAUGGCUUCCUCAUGUACCUGAAUCACCCAGAUGCCAUGAUUCUGAAUCCAGACCACAAGGACGUGUACCAGGAUAUGAGCCAGCCCCUCAACCACUACUUCAUCUCCUCCUCUCACAACACCUACCUCAUGGAGGAUCAGCUCAAAGGCCCCAGCAGCACAGAGGCGUACAUUAGGGCUCUGCAGAAAGGCUGCCGCUGUGUGGAGCUGGACUGCUGGGACGGACCGGAUAAUGAGCCCGUGAUCUACCACGGCUACACUCUCACCUCCAAGAUCCUCUUUAAAGAUGUGAUCAAAGCCAUCAGUGAGCAUGCCUUCAAGACAUCCCAAUAUCCAGUGAUUCUCUCCUUGGAGAACCACUGCAGCGUGGAACAGCAGGAAGUCAUGGCCCGCCACAUGAGCUCCAUCCUUGGCAGUGCACUCAUCACCUCUCCUCUGAGUGAUGGCAUGCCCACAAAUUUCCCAUCUCCUGAGGAGCUAAAGGGGAAGUUCCUGAUCAAAGGGAAACGUUUAAACAAACUGGAAGACACUUUCGCUGAGGCAGCUGCAGAUGACAACGAUGUGACGGAGGAGGAAGAGUCGAAUGAUGAGGAUGCGCAAAAGGAGAAGAGUACAAAGAAAAAGCUGAAGCUAGCGAAGGAGCUGUCCGACAUGGUCAUCUACUUUAAGAGCGUCCACUUCAACAGCUUCGAAGAUGCCCAAAAAAACCUGAGCUUCUAUGAAAUGGCAUCCUUCAAGGAGGGGAAGGCCAUAAAGCUGGCAGAGGAGUCGGCGAACGCCUACGUGCGCCACAAUGUGGAAAAGUUUAGUCGCAUCUAUCCAGCCGGCUCCAGGACCGACUCCUCAAACUACAACCCAGUGCCUCUGUGGAACGCUGGCUGCCAAAUUGUGGCCUUAAACUUCCAGACUCCCUGUACAGACAUGGAUGUGAACCAGGGCAGAUUCCUGGUUAAUGGCAAAAGCGGCUACGUCCUGAAACCAGCCUUCAUGAGGGACGUAGCCACAGAGUUUGACCCCAUCACCCUGACCCGAGGAGACUGGCUGAAGCACAAGACCCUGCAUGUCAUGGUCAUAUCAGCCCAGCAGCUUCCCAAAGUGAGCCAGAAGAAGUCCUCCAUAGUAGACCCGCUGGUUAAAGUGGAAGUCUAUGGAGUGCCAGCUGACGUCGCAGAGAAAGAGACCAAACCUUUUGAUAACAACGGCUUGAACCCUUCCUGGAAUGAGAACUUCCAGUUUGACGUGUAUGUGCCGGAACUAGCAUUGGUCCGCUUCAGCAUUGAAGACUAUGACUCCAUUUCUGAUAAUGACUUUGUCGGGCAGUACACGCUUCCCUUCAACAGCUUGAAAAUGGGAUACAGACACGUGCCGCUGUUCAAUAAGAACGGAAACCUCCUCCCCUCAGCCGGACUUUUUGUACACAUUAUGGUCAUGGAUGCCGAAUAAGAAGUCUCCAACUUUAGGACCCCCUUUCUACAGCCAUGUUUUAAAAUUUUAUUUUUCCUUUUCUGCUUCACAGUUUUAGCUCAUAAUUAACUUAUUGCUUUAAUUCUAGUCAAAGUCGAAUUGCGACUUUUUUCCUCUCUUCAGUCUAGAGAUUCUGAUUUGCAGCUGGAUGUUGGUUGUAUUGGGAGGUGGGUACACACACACACAUACUAGGGCUUCCUAGACUUUAUAACACUCCAUAUAUAUGACACUUCACUUUUACAAAUUGAAUUUGUACAAGCAGCACUCACUACAUACCGACUUCAGUUUGCAAUAGGAUGAAACUUUUUAGACUGCUUUUGUCCCGUAUUUUUAGUCUGUUUAAUGUUUUUUUUUUUUAACUUUUCAUCCAAAUGACAAUUUUAUGACUUUUAGAGAAGCACAGGCUGAUGUGAAAGUGAUGUGCUUUGUUUUCAUCAGUAAUUUUAGUCAUCCAGUAUGAUUAUUUCUCAUGUAACAUCUUGACUCUACUUCUUUUUGUAAAUCAAUAUGAACACAUAAAAAUGUUAAACACAA